CUGUGCAAGCCUGGAGAUUUCGAUCACAAAACCUGCAUACCUAAGUUUCUCAGCAGAUUCACUCAUGGAUGAGGCUCCUCCGAGCCUGUGGAGAUUGGCCGUGAGCUUGGCGGCGAUUGAGUUCUGGAAGUUUUCGGCUGCCGGGUUGAGCAGGAAUAGAAGACUGUGAAACAAUGGAAGAUGUGUAUAUGGCGUCAGUGGAAACAGAUCGGGGAGUAAAGGAACAGUUACAUCUUUAUGACACCAGAGGUCUACAGGAAGGUGUGGAGUUGCCAAAGCAUUAUUUUUCAUUUGCUGAUGGCUUUGUUCUUGUGUACAGUGUGAAUAAUCUUGAAUCUUUUCAAAGAGUGGAGCUCCUAAAGAAAGAAAUUGACAAGUUCAAAGAUAAAAAAGAGGUAGCCAUUGUUGUACUAGGAAACAAAAUUGACCUAUCUGAGCAGAGACAAGUGGAUGCUGAAGUGGCACAGCAGUGGGCAAAGAGCGAGAAAGUGCGACUGUGGGAGGUAACAGUUACAGAUCGAAAAACUCUUAUUGAACCAUUCACUUUAUUAGCCAGUAAACUGUCCCAACCCCAGAGCAAAUCAAGUUUUCCGCUACCUGGGAGGAAAAACAAAGGGAACUCUGAGAACUAACUCAAUCCGCGAGAACGGUUUGUUAGUGUUCGCCUUUAAAUGUCUGCGAACUGAAAUAAGCUAUUUCAAAUAGGUUUUUGGAAACUCAUAAGGUAAUUUAACACGUUUCCAAAUUACUUGGGCCAUGUAAUCGAAAUAGUCGUAUUCAUUAUUUGAAACUGAAAUCAGCUCCU
Messenger RNA from Sorex fumeus (smoky shrew), 805 nucleotides. It is a transcript of the gene NKIRAS1, whose product is annotated as NFKB inhibitor interacting Ras like 1. Gene Ontology annotation, molecular function: GTPase activity; GTP binding. The record is from RefSeq and is a predicted model, not a curated record. Lineage: Eukaryota; Metazoa; Chordata; Mammalia; Eulipotyphla; Soricidae. The transcript has 3 exons. Gene Ontology annotation, biological process: canonical NF-kappaB signal transduction. Bases 174 to 632 code for a protein of 152 amino acids.